AUGCGUUGUCCACAGCGACGGCUCGUAGCCGCUGGUUCCAAGUGGUCUCGAACGGCGUCCCACCUCUGUGGUCCCGAAUUGCGGCCCCACGUUGGGCGCCAGCUGUUUUGCGAAUCUUUGACCUUCAAGGACGUAUCAGUAGAUUUCUCUUGGGAGGAGUGGGAAUGUCUUGACCCAGCUCAGCGGAAAUUGUACUCAGAUGUGAUGUUGGAGAAUUACAGCAACCUAGUCUCCCUGGGUCUGGUUGUUUCUAAGCCAGUCCUGGUCACAUUUUUGGAACAAAUGCAGGAGAUCUGGGAUGUUUCCAGAAAAAAGUCAAUAUCCACCGCCCCAGGUAGGUGA
Messenger RNA from Phyllostomus discolor (pale spear-nosed bat), 342 nucleotides. Its product is annotated as putative protein ZNF720. The record is from RefSeq and is a predicted model, not a curated record. Lineage: Eukaryota; Metazoa; Chordata; Mammalia; Chiroptera; Phyllostomidae. The coding region runs from base 1 to 342 and encodes 113 amino acids. Gene Ontology annotation, biological process: regulation of DNA-templated transcription. The transcript is spliced from 3 exons.